AUGGGUCGGUUUAGACAGUCCAAGCAGCAUGAUCCUCAAUGGUCCCAAUACCGAGACACACGGCCAGUCGCUUUGCCGCCAAAAGUCUCCCAUCAGAGGCAGAAGCCAUCUAAGGAGGAUCCCAACGACUCAGACGUCACUGCACAUUCUCCCGCGUCAACCACGUCGUCCAGCCCCCUACCGACACCUCCCGACUCCCCUCGCGCGCGACUUUCCUCUCCCAGCUCGGUCGAGGAAAGUGCAUCCGCGCCCCAGCAACAACGAGAGGAAUCAUCUCUCCCCGAGAGUACAAUUACACCUGCAUUAACCUCUCAUACUAACGACGACAAUCGAGCGAUCUCGAGUACAAGUACAAACGCACAGCCAGCUGUAUUACCGGAACCGGAAACAGAUGCAACGCCACUGGCAGUGGACCAAAAGGGAAAGACAAUCGAACGAGUGCCACUGCCGUCAACUGCCGAGGUACAAAACACCGCCAAACCGGUCCAAAAGCUCCCCAGUGCGACAGCUUCGACGUCCACCAACGCGUCGAAUGCGAGCCGGGUCAACGGGGACAAGAUCAACACGACAACCAACGCGUCUCCUGCCGUCGCCGCCACACGCCCAGCCGACGCACCAUACCAAACGCCUCAGGGUUGGAUGAUACCAACGCGUCCUAUCACACCCGCAAAGAGCGUUUCUGAACGUAAUGCGGCUGUGGCGAACACCGUGAAGUCAUAUGUGGCGCCACCAGCAACGCGCUCAUUGAAUGCCACAGGCUCCUGGACCAUCGCAGCCUUCCUCCGGUACAUCCCAGGCCUCCACCUCAGCUGCGGUUGCAGGGCCGUCGCAGCCUUCUUCCCGGCCUUCUUCUUCGCCAUCUUCGGCUGCGAAAUCUGGGCCGUCGCAGCUAGCCCCUGCUCUAUCCCAACCAGCCCCCGCUCCGUCUAG
Messenger RNA from Postia placenta MAD-698-R-SB12, 930 nucleotides. RefSeq lists its product as hypothetical. The transcript is spliced from 4 exons. The record is from RefSeq and is a predicted model, not a curated record. Bases 1 to 930 code for a protein of 309 amino acids. Lineage: Eukaryota; Fungi; Basidiomycota; Agaricomycetes; Polyporales; Adustoporiaceae.